This is a messenger RNA of Peromyscus leucopus (white-footed mouse), 2809 nucleotides long. Its product is annotated as zinc finger protein 54-like. The transcript has 3 exons. The coding region runs from base 453 to 2036 and encodes 527 amino acids. The record is from RefSeq and is a predicted model, not a curated record. Gene Ontology annotation, biological process: regulation of DNA-templated transcription. Lineage: Eukaryota; Metazoa; Chordata; Mammalia; Rodentia; Cricetidae.
UGUUUCACAGAGAAACCCUGUCUCCAAAAAACAAAACAAACAAAGAAAAAAAGUGUUAUUUCCCAUGUUCUCAAGGAUGAUUCCUCUGACUCUCCUGUGUCUCUUCUGUUUCUAAUUAUCUGCAGUGCUGCUUUAGUGAAAUCAGUUGUGUUAACUCAGGACUAUCUUGAAAUGCACGUAUGUCUCCAUCAAUUAAAGAGUCUAUUUUUCUGGAGGCAACAAUAUGUUUAACGGUUUUCUCCCCAAGCUUCCAGUGUCAGUCCAUGAUUUCCUGGAUUUGGGAUCAUGGACUGGACACCUGGUUGUAAUCUGUUGUUUGGGUCUUUUCAUUGUUCUUUCAUAGUUUUCAGUAUUAAUUUUUGCUUUUCCUUUUUGACUCCUUGUAUGAAAGGGCAGCAAGCCAUCAUUCAUUAUUCCUGGAAGAGAAACUCAAAGAAGAGAAACAGAAAGCAAUGUCUGAUUCUCCAGUAAACAUGUCUCAGGGUCUGUUGACAUUCAGGGAUGUGACUGUGGACUUCUCCCAGGAGGAGUGGGAAUGCCUGGACUCUGCUCAGAGGGCUUUGUAUAUUGAUGUGAUGUUGGAGAAUUACAGCAACCUGGCCUCUGUGGAGAACUAUUGCAUAUGUGAUCCUGUCCAUCAACAUGUGAAGACUGAAAAGGAGUCUUGUCAGUGUUAUGAGCUUGGCAAAGUGCUUCAUGGCCUCUCCAAAUAUGCACUUUAUAGAACAAGUGAAACUACAGAGCACUCUAAUAACUACAGAUGCAGUAACCACAGGGAUGCCUCUAUUGACUCAUCAAACCCAGACAGACAUGAAAGCAUGCACACUGGAGAUGAACCUUGCAAAUCUAAAGACUGUGAGAAAUCUUUAAAUUUGUGUUCCAACAUUACUCAUGAUCAGAGACUCUACACUGCAAAGAAAGAGCACAGGCAGGUAGAAUAUCAUGACUAUUUUACCUCUGUAUACAGUAUGUUGCAAAAAACAGUCUUCACUGGAGAGACACUACACCAGUGUGGGAAAUUCCGGAAAUGCUUCAGUACUGCCUUAAGCCUCAGUGUACCCCAGAGAAUUUCUACUGGAGAGAAGCCCCACAACCGCAACAUUUGCAACAAAUCCUUUAACCAGUGUGCAAAUCUCGAAACAUGUCCAAGACUCCAUACUGGAGAGAAGCGGUACACAUGCAGUGAGUGUGGCAGAUCCUUUACUCACUAUUCAUCGUUUAGAAGGCAUCAGAAAAUUCAUUCUCUAGAUAUAGUGUAUGAGUGUAAAAAAUGUAGUAAGUCAUUCCAUGAAUUAUCACAUCUUAAAACACAUCAGAGAAUCCACACUGGUGAGAAGCCUUACAAAUGUGAGGUCUGUGACAGAUCCUUUACCCAGCGUUCAAGUCUGAAAACACAUCAAAGACUUCAUACUGGCGAGAAACCUUACAAAUGCAAAGAUUGUGGGAAGUGUUUUCCACAGCUGUCAGCAUUUCAUAGCCAUCAGAAAAGGCACACUGGGGAGAAGCCUUACAAAUGUAAGGACUGUGACAAGUCCUUUGCCCACUAUUGCAAUUUCAGGAGACAUCAGAAAACCCAUACUGCUGAGGAACACUGCAGUUGUUCAGAAUGUGGCAAGGUCUUUCAUCAGCUUUCACACUUUAGAAGACAUUACAGAAUCCAUACUGGUGAGAAGCCUCACAAAUGUGAGGUGUGUGACAAAUCCUUUACCCAGGACUCAACACUUAGAAGACAUCGGAAAAUUCACAGUGGGGAGAAACCUUACAAAUGUAAGGAAUGUGACAAAUCCUUUACCCAGUACUCAACCCUUAGAAGACAUCAGAAAAUUCAUACUGGGGAGAAACCUUACAAAUGUAAGGAAUGUGACAAAUUCUUUACUCGGGAUUCAAAUCUUAGAAAACAUCAGGAAGUUCAUACUGGAGAGAAACCUUACAGAUGUAAGAAAUGUGACAAAUCUUUUACUAAGUGCUCAACUCUUAGAAAACAUCAGAAAAUUCAUACUGAAGAGAAAAAUACUGUUUUAAAUUAUGUGACAUAGCAUUUAUACAGUAUUCUAUGUUUACAAAUCAAAAUAGUAUACAUAAUAGAAAUAUACAUAGCCAGGAGUGGUAGCAUACAACUUUAAUCCCACCACACAGGAAACAGAGACAGAAAGAUCUCUUGAGUUCUGAGUUUGAGGCCAGCCUAGUCUACGGAGCAAGCAAGUUUCAAGUAGCCAGAGCUACACCAAGAAGCCCUGUCUCAAAAAACCAAAAAUAAAUAAAUAAAUAAAUAACGUAGAAAGAUACAUAAAGAUAAACUUGUGAACCUCUUUAAGGAAUAUUUAAAUCUUAGAAAGUAUCACAAAGUUCAUGUUGAAUAAAAUUUUGCAAAUUAAAUAGUGUCUUUUUUUUCUUUCAUUUCAUUUUUUUGUUUUGUUUUGUUUCUUUUUAUGUUUAUGGUUGUUUAACCUGCUUGUAUUACUGUACAUUACAUGUAUGCCUGUUGCUUUUAGAUGUCAGAAGAGGGCAUCACAUCCCCUGUUGCUAUAGCUACAAACAGUUGUGCACCUACAUGUGUGUUGGGAAAUAAACCCUGGUCCUUCAACCCCUGGGAAAUGCUAUAAUAAAAAUAUUUAUCUUGUUCAACAUCCAAAAAUUCAUAAUAAUGCCAGGUGUGGUGAUGCAUGCCUUCAAUCCGUGUACUUUGGAGGUAGAUGCCAGUGAAACUCUGUGAGUUCAAGACCAGCCUUAUCUACAGACCAAAUUUCAGAAUAGCCAGCGCUACACAAAGAAUUCCCCAAAAUCUUCUAAAACCAACCAAAACCUUGGG